Molecule: messenger RNA, 3751 nt
Organism: Hylaeus volcanicus
Lineage: Eukaryota; Metazoa; Arthropoda; Insecta; Hymenoptera; Colletidae
Product: sensory neuron membrane protein 1-like
Exons: 9
Coding region: 32-1609 (525 amino acids)
Cellular component (GO): membrane; cytoplasm
Molecular function (GO): scavenger receptor activity
Source: RefSeq, a predicted model, not a curated record
CACGAGCUCGAUUUUCCUCAAGUGCAUUACUAUGAAGCCGUUGAAAUUGGGAAUCAUCGGUGGUUCUGUAUUCGUUUUUGGAGUUCUAUUCUGUGCAGUGUUCUUUCCUCUGUUUAUGAGGUCGCAAAUCAAGAAACAAAUAGCCCUGAAACCGGGCUCCGAGAUACGGGAAAUGUGGUCGAACUUCCCUUUUCCUGUUGACUUCAGAAUUUAUCUCUUCAACGUGACGAAUCCCGACGAAAUAACAGCAGGGGCGAAACCAAUACUCAAGGAAGUGGGGCCAUAUUUCUACGACGAAUACAAGCACAAGGUGAACCUUGUCGAUCGCGAGGAAGACGACACCGUUGAGUACAAUGUAAAAAUCACCUGGGUCUUCAACCCUUCGCGAAGUAACGGUCUGACGGGCGACGAGAUACUGGUGAUGCCCCAUAUUCUUAUUCUCACCAUCGUGAAACUUACCCUGAUGCAGCAACCCAGCGCGAUGGGACUGAUCAAUAAAGCAAUGGACAGCAUUUUCAAGAAGCCCAAUUCAGUGUUCGUGAGGGCCAAAGCAAAGGACAUACUCUUUGAAGGUUUGCCCAUCGAUUGCACGGUGAAGGAUUUCGCCGGAUCCGCGGUUUGCAGCCAACUGAAGCAGCAGGAAGAUCAGUUCAGAACAGACGGCAAGGGAAAUUAUUAUUUCUCCAUGUUUGGCAUGAGAAACGGCAGCGUACUCCCUGAACGGAUACGCGUGUUGCGGGGAGUGAAGAAUUACAAAGACGUAGGUCGUGUGACGGAGCUCGAUGGAGAAAAGAAAUUGUCCCUCUGGCCGGAGGAUCACUGCAACGAGUUUAACGGAACGGACUCCACGAUUUUUCCACCGUUGAUGACCGAAAAGGACGACAUUGUCUCAUUUUCUCCGGAGAUUUGCAGAAGCAUGGGUGCGCAGUUCAGCCACAAGGUCACCGUGAAAGGCUUCAAGGCGUUACGUUACACGGCUGAUUUAGGAGACGGUAGCACAAGACCCAUGGAGAAGUGUUAUUGUCCAUCACCUGAGAACUGUUUAACAAAAAAUUUGUACGACAUGUACAAGUGCCUAAAGGUGCCCUUCGUUGGUUCUUUGCCUCACUUUUAUGGAUCGGAACAGAAGUAUCGGGAUAUGGUCGAUGGAAUGCAUCCUGACGAGGAGAAACACGGUAUCGCUUUGGACUUUGAGCCACUGACAGCCACCCCAUUGCGCGCAUACAGGAGACUGCAGUUCAACAUGUUCUUGGGUCCAGUUGCGAAGCUCAGGAUAAUGAAGAAUUUUCCAGAGUGUUUGUACCCUAUUUUCUGGCUCGAGGAAGGAAUCGUGAUACCAGACGAAUUCGUUUCGAAGUUGAGCACAGUGUUCCUGGUGAAGAACAUUGUCGGAAUCGUAAAGUGGAUUACGAUAGUCCUGGGUGCCGGAGUAAGCGUGGGAGCUGGCGCGUUGUACUACAAGAAUAGAGAAAAGAACAAGCUGGAGAUCACGAAAGUGGCACCGCAGUUGCAAGACAAUAAAAACGGUGAAGAGAAGAAGUGGCCCUCGAAGAUGAGCAUCAGCACCGUGCAGAGUGCGUCGGUGCCGCCUAGUCUCGAUAAGGAUUAGACACCGUGAAUUUUAUUUUCGAAUUAAUUAUGGUUCACCACUCUGAAAGCCUGAAAGGUUACAACUGGGGGAAUUUUAAUUUUAUGCAUUUACUGGAAAUUAAUUGCCACUUGUAAUUAUAGUUGGAAUGUGUUAUAUAACAUCUUCUUUCAAUUUAGUGUUUUCUGUUUAUUCAUCUUUGAAAAAUUAAAAUUAAAUUGUACAUUUAUGUAUUAAUGUACGCCAUAAAUGCAUAAAAUUCGCAGUUCAUGGAUUGUUGUACUCGUUAGGAGUGUAUUGAUCCGAGGAGAUCAGCAGGACUCCGAGAAUUUACCCCCAGAAGCUAUUUUCGAAGAAUUGAGCAGUACCGGAAAUGUUUUAGGUGAACAGUGUUGUGACUUAUCUUUGCAUUCUCCUGUUUCGAUGUUAAAUUUACAUGGUCAUGGUUCCUAUAUUUAUCAUUUAUAUUUAUUAUUUCCACUUUGAUUGACGUGCUACCAGUCCGUUGUUAAUAAAAAUGUAAACACGAUCCGUCCAUUUUUAUAGAUAUCGAAAUGAAAUAUAUUCAGACGGUAGUUACAGCGACUAAAGAACAUAAUUGGCAACCGAAAAUCAUUAACGUACAAUAACUAACGUUAUUAUAUGUAAACUUAAUUUUAAUUGAAAAUUGCUUUCAAUCCACUAUGUACGAUUCACGAUAAAAAAAGUAGAUUCAUUUUAAUAAUUUAAACUUAAUUGCAACGAUUAGUUUCCUUCUAGUAUUUUAUGUAUAUUUUAUAUAUAUCUUAUUCUGUUCUAUUAUGUUGUUUAAGAGACGCAACAAUGUUCUUGCUAAGAAACACAUGGUUAAAUCUGACCAUCUAUUGAAACUAUAUUUUAAGAAGUAUUUUAAGAAGUAACACGUACAGAAUUAUGUAUAUAUAUUAUAUUUGUUUGUAUUGUACAUAUGUUUUGUUUGUAUUACUUAAAAUUCGCAGUUUACUUAUAAUACUAUAGUUUACAAUGUGAGUAGAUUAUGUAAAAAAGUGUAAUUAAUUAAUGAACAAUAUUUUCUAACGAACCUACAAAUUCGUUGUUAAAUUAGAUUACUAGUUCACUUAUAUUUUUAACUAUUACAUUAGAUAAUGUUAAUUAUACUUAUAAAAAUAUAAAGCAGCUUUAUAUUUGAGGAAGGACGGUGUACAGGAUAAAAGGGUAGUUGUUUUGGGUAUAAAAGUGCAAAUGUAUAAAAAGAACUCAAGGAUGCUAAGAGAACAAAAGUCUAAAUAAAAAUGUUAUAAUUAUAUUUACUAAAAACGCAAGUGAACAAAAAGAACUUAUGGAAGAGAAUUUAUGGAACAAUAAUUCAGAGGACGAGGUAAACCAGAAAUAAGAAAAUCUCUCAGAACAAUCUCAACAGGAGUCUAAAAAAAUAAGAAAGGAUAUGCACUUGGCGUAAUUACUUUAUUUAUUAAUUUAUUUAAAAAUCUAUAAUGUUGGUAAAUAUCGAUAAAUUGGUCAGCGCCCCUAUCGGGAAAACGCCCAAGUUUGUCCUCGAAUAGUUCCUAUUUUCUUUCUGCUAGAUGGCGCCUCUAAUAGUUCCUAUGUUUUUCUGCUAGAUGGCGCCAUUUAGAUACCUUUUCCGAUACAAAAUUUAUUUAAAGUUCUAGUUAACAAACUAUUGUUUAUAGGUUUAAUUUGUUGCUUUCUAUAUGGUCACAACCUACUUUAGUAUUAGCCAUGCUGAGGCAACAAUGGCAACAAUUUUGUAUCAAAGAAUCGCAAAGUGGCUUUAACACAGUAAAUGCUUUCUGUAUUUCAUAGCAAUUCGAUAACGUUCCAUUUUUAUGUAAUAGAGAAAAUAUACGAAACAAUUAAAGUUCUUAGACGACUUCAACAAUGUGCAUUGCUGUGCAUUUUAUAAUCUUAUAUCUGAAAACAUUGAACAUAUGAGCUUCAAGUUCAUUUUACGGAACCUUGAUUACAGAAAGCAUUACAGAGUCUGAGAAUCUGAGAUUUGGUGUGAUAGGUAUAUAACAAUUUGUAUUAUUUACAAAAUAAAUAUCUCAGUUCUUGGCAUAUGUUUAUUUGUUAUUUUUACUGUUCAUUUUCUGCGACUGGAUUUAUCGACUGCAUGUAAAAAUAAAUAUUUAAGAACCCUAACUCUGAUAAAUAUAUUUUACC